Lampris incognitus (smalleye Pacific opah) is the source of this 6217-nucleotide messenger RNA. RefSeq names its product SR-related CTD-associated factor 11 (gene scaf11). NCBI's taxonomy places the organism in Eukaryota, Metazoa, Chordata, Actinopteri, Lampriformes, Lampridae. The transcript has 15 exons. Gene Ontology annotation, molecular function: RNA binding; metal ion binding. The record is from RefSeq and is a predicted model, not a curated record. The coding region runs from base 222 to 4397 and encodes 1391 amino acids. Gene Ontology annotation, biological process: spliceosomal complex assembly.
UCUCGGGCAGACGUUCGAGACAUGUGGCGGAGACUUUUGGAAGGCGACGUUGAGUUUUUGGCCAAAAAUAACCGCCGGGACGUGACGAUUGCGCCCCGUUUCCUUUAGCGAGAGGCUCCGGCUUCGGCGACCAACGCUUCCCCGCCUGCUAGCUGGCCGCUGUAGCUAAGCUAGCGACGCUCUUUGGGGCAGCCAUUAGGCUGACCAGGCGGGGGGCAGAGAUGACUGGAUCUGAAAAUGGAGGCCAGGGUCCUCCUGAUGAUGGGACAGAGACCGAGGAGGCAGAGAGGUGUCCCAUCUGUCUGGGGAUCCUGGCUGGAGACGUGGCCAUGCCUGGCGGCUGCUGCCACCUCUUCUGCCUUCGGUGUCUGCUCACCUGGGCGGAGUCCCAAAUGGUUCCCUCCUGCCCAGUGGACAGAAGACCCUUCGACAAUGUUUACAAGUGGGAUCCGACGCAGGCGUGUGUUCAGAUCGCGGUGAGGAAGCAAGCGAGCCAACCAGAGGUGGAGAGAUGCAUCUGCAGAAGCCUGGAGCCAGUCUGCCUGAAAAGUAAACCAGGUAGAAGACUGCGGAAGCAGAAGGCGGAGAGGACUACAGAUGCAAAACCUAAAGGACUGGUGAGGAAAUGUAGCGAUGAAGACCCCUCUUCAAUGACCAGGAAAAAGGUGAGAGAAAGUCAUUGCUGUGCCUGGUCACCAUCUCAGUACGGCUUUUCUUUGGGCUCUUUGACACAGGAAAUCGUUGAGCCUCUCUGGGAGGAAGUGGAAGUAUCCUAUGAAGCAGGGAACUGGCAGUGCAAACCUCAGAAGCAGGAGUGUCCGUGGCUGUCUCCUGCUGCCCCAAUACCUGCAAGUGGCAACUCAAGACACAGCUCCCAACCUUUAAACUGGAACCACAGCCCUUUCCCAUUGAGGCCCUUCACCGCUCCCUUCAACCCGACCACACCCUUUGGCCCGAGUCAUUUUGUCUUUCAGGGGCGCGUCUGUGCCGUCACCUGUCCAAAAGGUGGAGAGAAAAGGGGCGGUCGAGCUUCAGGUUCUAAAGCCCCUCCAAAAGAGACGGCACCUGUGACGUCCAGGCGCUCCAGUCGCAACGCCAAAGCCCAGGAACAAGCUCCCGUGUCAGACCCCGGGUCUCCCCCAGUGUCCAACAUCUCAGAUUCAGACUCCUCCUCUGGCCAACCCACCAAAUCAGGCAAGGCCUCUCAAGUUCCUGGCAAGAGGAAGGGCAGAAAUUGGACGAACCGCAAAGCCAGUGGGAAGAGGAAAGCCCCACUGAAGAGGAAAGUCUCCCCGCAAGUGGUCAACAGUCCGACAGCGAGCGAAGAAGAAGAGGAAGAAGAAAGAGAGGACAACGAGAAAGGGGAUGAUGAUGAUGAUGACUACGAUGGUGGAGAUGACGAGCAAAAUAUGAAGAGCUUGGAGUCGCCGCUGUCUGAUGCUGAAGGGAGCCCGGACGCAGGGAGCCCGGACGCAGGGAGCCCGGACGUAGGGAGCCCGGACGCAGGGAGCCCGGACGCAGGGAGCCCGGACGUAGGGAGCCCGGACCCAGGGAGCCCGGACGUAGGGAGCCCGGACGUAGGGAGCCCGGACGCAGGGAGCCCGGACGCAGGGAGCCCGGACGCAGGGAGCCCGGACGCAGGGAGCCCGGACGCAGGGAGCCCGGACGCAGGGAGCCCGGACGCAGGGAGCCCGGACGCAGGGAGCCCGGACGCAGGGAGCCCGGACGUAGGGAGCCCGGACGUAGGGAGCCCGGACGUAGGGAGCCCGGACGCAGGGAGCCCGGACGCAGGGAGCCCGGACGCAGGGAGCCCGGACGUAGGGAGCCCGGACGUAGGGAGCCCGGACGUAGGGAGCCCGGACGCAGGGAGCCCGGACGCAGGGAGCCCGGACGCAGGGAGCCCGGACGCAGGGAGCCCGGAUGCAGAGAGCCCGGACGCAGAGAGCCCGGAUGCAGAGAGCCCGGACGCAGUCUGCCAAACCGCCAGCUCUGAUCAGCAAACUGAUGUAGAACCUCCGGCCAUUGACCCAGAUGAAAGUCAGGAACAGUCAGAGGAACCAGAGCAGAAACCAGGCGAAGAAGAGGGAGACGGUAGCAUGUCUUUGCUGUCAGUUUCUCCUCCAUGCUGCCCUGGUGUGACCUCAGAGGGAGACUGCGGUGACGGGCAGGAGGAGCAGCCAGGCAGCCCUGACUCCUCUGUCGAAAAGGAGUCUGGGAAAAGAAAUUCUCCUUUGCCGUCUGACUUUCUCAAUGGCCUGCUGGAGAGUCCUCGCUCUCUGUACUCCAGCCAAGAGGACCAGAGAGACCCCAUGGAGAUCUCUGGUUCACCUGAGGGAAAGGGAGAAGCAUCUUCAAAGGAGGAGAAUACAGAACCAUGCGAAAGCUCGCUACAGCCCGGUUCCCCAUCAGCUGGAGAGUCCCACAGAGGUCCAAACGCCCCAGAGGACACAGAGACGGAAACACUCGGUCCAGAGGAACCAUCAGUAAAGGAGACACCUGAGGAGGCACCCAAGGAGAAGAAUCCAUCUGAGGAUGACACAAAUGUCAUCCCCAUGGUCUGCAGCUCGCCCGACAGUGAUCACGCUGACAAAGUCACGUUGGAACCACCGAGUGACAUCGUCCCUUUGGCCAACAUGGUUCCUCCUGCUCAGACCGGCCUGCCCACCAAGGAGCAGGACAACGGCAGUCAGGAGAAACCUAGAGAGAGGAGCCAGGAGAGGAAGAACGGCAGGCAGCGCCGCUCUCGUUUCCACUCUCCAACCUCCAGCUGGUCCCCAAAGAGAGACUCUGGACGGGAUUCAUCCAGACGCUCUAGAUCCAGAGAGCGCAGCCAGGAACGAGAUGGUAGCCCUGCCACCCGCCGUUCAUCCCAAGCCCGCAGCCGAGAGAGGGAUAGAGACAGAGAGGGUGAGAGACUCAGGGCUAGAGGGAGAGACAGGGAGAGGGAGGAGGAGCGGGAGAGAGAAAGGGACACAGAGAGAGACUAUUCCAGAAGAGAUUGGAGUCGUGACAGGAGGAGGCGGCGAUCCAGAAGCCGCUCCAAUUCCAGAUCCCGGUCCAGGAGUAGGGCCCACAGAUGGGGGUCCAGCCCCACCCAGCCAGCCUCCAGAGAGCCAUCUCCCCAGAGGAAGGAGCACUGGGGCAGGGGUGGAUGGAGAACCGGACAGAGCAGUGACUCCCGCCGGCUGCAUGGAGGUACGGGCCGCUUUGAAAAUGAUGCACUUGCAGAAACCUCCCCAGACCACCAGGCUCGUUCCAAUAACCCCGACUGGGUCACAGAAAGGACUUGCAAUGAUGCAGGGCAGGGUGGUGGGGCACGCUGGAGAGCAGGGGGAGUCUCUGGCUGGGGCCGGGGGCGUGGUGGAGGAGGCGCGGUGCAGGCGGGCUCCAACCGUUCCUUCUACAGCCAGCAGGGGGAGACUACAGACAGCCGCUGGCAGCCGAGAAACAACUUCUCAGGGAACAAUUCAGUGAACGACGUCCACGAUCGCUUCAAUGAGAACCGGGGAGCGGGCUGGCGGAAAGACCUGGAGUUCGGUGACUCGAUGCUAGACAGGUCUGGUUGGUCGUCGGCCUCCAGCUGGGCGGUGAGGAGGACACUACCGGCAGAUGUACAGGAUUAUUACUCCAGGAGAGAGAGAGGAGGAGGAUGGAAUCGGCAGGAGGAAGACCAGACACCAACAACAGAACCCCUUAAAAAUGAGCCGGUUCCUCAGGCCGUCCCGGGCAAUGCUCCGGUCCCAGUGGUGAACCUUGCCCCUCCCCAGCUGAACGUUCUGCACCAUCACUUCCCCAUGUCAGGACCGCGCGGCGCCCUGCCCAUCAGCCUGCAGCCGGCGGCGCCUUACCCCAUGCCUCCCCAGCUGCCCAUGCACCUCCACCCGGCUGUGCCUCUCCUCCAGGUCCCUGCUGUGGGUGCCCAGGGCCUGCCCCCUCCUCCCCCACCCCCACCCCCCACACAACCGGGCAGUCAGACGGCGGCAGGCCAGCCCAAUGGCCACACGGCACAGAUGGCGGGUAGCAUGAUGGCAUAUGGAAAGCCCCCCCUAAUGGCCACCCCAGUCAAAGCAGGCGGUGUGGCGGCGACGCAGGGUCAGCCUCCCAGCAACCAGGCCCCAUCCUCCACCACCCAGCCGGGACAGCACAACAAGGCCCUGGCAGACAGCUCCAAAAAAGAAAAGAAACAGCAGAUCCAGGAGAAAGCUAUCAAUGAAGUGAAGACAGCCAUCAAACCCUACUACCAAAAGAAGGAAAUCACCAAGGAUGAGUACAAAGAGAUCGUCCGCAAAGCGGUUGAGAAAGUUUGUCACAGUAAGAGCGGGGAGGUGAACUCGGCUAAGGUUGCCAACCUGGUGAAGGCGUACGUCGACAAAUACAAACACGCCCGCAAGAAAUGAAGCCCCCAACUCUGUCAACACUCUCAGAAGACCUCCCUCAGUUACUCAAGUGCAAUUUCCUCUGGCUGGAAUUAAGGCCUCCGUACGGGGAGCCGCCUGUUUUUUAAUCUCUCUACCUUUCACUGAAUGAAGAUUUUUUUUUUUUCUAUAGAUUUUUUCAUAUUUUGUUAGAAGAAAAAAUAUUUACCCGAAUCAAAAAUUGUAACGCAAGAGCCCUUUAUUUUGCAUAGAUCAUGUGACUACAGGGAACUAACGUGGGCAGGAAGAGGAGGGUGCGAGGGGACGAUAAAAGUUGACGCGCUCUGAACUGCGACAGUUAAAUGUAGCGGAGAGCCAGCGGCUACGCCGGGUUCCUCCUAUUUAACCCGCGGCCUCCUGACUCACGCUGACAGGCGCCGUCAUUUUGAAUAUGGUAUGAUAAAUCAGACGAAAGCUUAGUUUAAUUAAAGAAGUGCUUUGCCUUUAUUCUUCUGCUGAGAUCGUGUGAUUGCUUCAGGGAGCUGAUUGGUCGAGGAGGAGUGGGGGCGCGGCGGCCAAACAGCAGCGGGUGUGUCAUGUAAGGUACGGGUCGAGGGGUCCGGCUGCGGUGAGGCGAACCCCUGUCAGUGCUGUAAUAAACGUCACGGACCUGACCUGAGCACAGAACCAGGAAUGAGUCCAAAUAAAUUAGCUGUCUCCUGCACGGGUCCGUGUGUGUGUGUGUCUGUUUCUUUGUGUGUGCGUGUGCGUGUGUGUGUGUGUGUCUGUCUCUGUGUGUGUUUGUCAGAGGAUUCUCAUGAGUAACGCUUAUACGCCGGGUUCUUGAACAGGUCCGGAAACCAUCCGUCGUUAUUUUGAUUUUCAGGUGGGAAAAUGUCUGAGAAUGACCAGAAAUAAAAUGAGUGGUUUGGAGAGAAAAGGGUGGUUCAGAUGUGGACUGACUGGGUCUUCUGUAGCAGCACUUCGACAGUAGUAGUGGGUGUCGGUGAUUCAGUAACGGGAAGGUUUCGCAGAUCUGGAAGCAGAGCGACUCUGCGGCAUUAAGUCGCUGAAACCGCUGCCUCCCCACACUCUUAACUGCCAGUAAUGACGAACGAGUAACGUUGACUGAAGCUUCUGGAAUGUUCCUCUGAAUCUGCAGGAGACGGUGUGCAGGAAGUGGCCCGGCAGAUGUGUGACUGUCGGGAAAAGCUUGGCGUGUCGCUCGUCUUACAGCAUCAGUUCCACCACGUCUCAUCUUAAGUGUUUUGUAUUUCCUCUGUAUUGACGAAAGGAUUCUCACGUCUCUCUCCUCUCUCACAGUCGACCCGGACACUCUCACGCUCGCGAGGAGACGGAUAUUUAUUAUUCCAGGUUCGUCCCGGGAAGAGCUGGGAAACCACAAACUGCACUUGUCGAUAAUCCAAAUAUCUUUUUUCUUUGUUUUCUUCCAAUUUUCAUUUUGUUCUGUUCUUUAUGAGGAGAGAGAGACAGACCUAGGCUCGGCUGUAAGCUUUUAACGGCUUGCCAGCGGAUGAAGGCGAAGGGAGACUGUGUCGAACCGUUGGUUCGUUAUGCAAACGGUGUUCUGACAAACGUUUCUUUUGUCUGUGUGCAGAUGUUUUUUAAUGAACCUGUCAAAUUCCUCAUUAAAGUCAAUCACUGUGUAGCGAUGCCAGCGUCACCACGCCUGCCGUUCAUACGCUCACUGUAAAGUCCACUUCUACAAUGUCGAGUACAAAACGCCCCCCGACUUUGCUCGGUGGCUUGACAAACACGAAGGCGAGGAGGGCGAAACACAGAGUAAUAGCACAGGACAACAACACAAAUACACAACAAGCUCCAGAUACACAAGGAUUCAC